AUACUGAUGCCAUCCGAAUGAAACUCCAUUCAUUCAUAGGAUCGCAUGUACAAAUAGAAUGUAAUGUCAUCUCUUUGUGUCUAAAGUUAGCGUGUUUUUCACUAGAGUAUCAAAAAAGACAUUUUUCGGACGAUAAGUUUACAGACUUAUCAACAUGUGAGGGGAGUAAACGCUAUCCUUCCACCCACAACAAGUGGAGCGAGCCGUUAUGUGCAGACAUCGAUCAUGACAUCACACAAAGAAAAGUAUGACCACAACUAUGAAGAAAUUGACGUCAUCGGGAACGGGGCUUAUGGAACUGUGUUUAAGGCCAAGGACCCUCGUAACGAAGGAAGCUGGGUGGCCAUCAAACGCAUUAAGAUACAGAAUACGGAGGAGGGCAUGCCAAUGAGUGCCAUUCGUGAAAUAGCCCUCCUCAAGCAGCUGGAGAACUAUGAGCACCCUAAUAUCGUCAGAUUACUGGAUGUUCGUCAUGCCCAGCAAAGUCCGACGGAGAUUCGGCUGAUGUUGGUAUUUGAAUACAUUGAUCAGGAUCUGUCCACGUACCUCCAGCGAUGUCCGAGCCCCGGCCUCGGACCAGAGAGGAUCAGGGACCUUAUGCUACAGCUGCUUAAUGGAGUGGAUUUUCUGCAUGCUCACCGAAUUGUACAUCGAGAUUUGAAACCGCAGAAUAUUCUUGUAACCAGCCAAGGACAGCUCAAACUUGCAGACUUUGGGCUUGCUAGAGUCUAUGCGUUUCAAAUGGCAUUGACAUCUGUUGUCGUUACUCUGUGGUACCGGGCCCCUGAAGUGAUUCUACAGGACACCUAUGCCACGCCUGUGGAUAUGUGGAGCUGUGGAUGUAUCUUCGCUGAGCUCUUUAACAGAAGGCCUCUGUUUUGUGGACAGUCAGAAAUUGAUCAGUUAACAAAGAUAUUUGAUGCUUUGGGUCUUCCUCGAGAACAAGACUGGCCAGAGAACGUGACACUGCCCUACCAUUCAUUUAAGGCGAAACCUCCACAGCCAAUCAAUCACCUCAUUCCAGAGAUCGACUCCGAUGCCAGAGAUCUACUGGAGAAAUUAUUGAUAUUCAACCCUCACAAUCGCAUCACUGCCCACGAUUCCUUGCAGCACCCAUACUUCAAAGACGAAUUAGAAAGUAUCCGAACAUCAAGUUCUCUCUCUGAGAGCGAGUCAUUAGAUACUUCAGACUGUCGCUCGGAUACGCCUGUCAGCAAGUGAUGCUUUAAACUGGUUCUCUGUUAGCCCAGUUUUUGUAUUUUUAUCAGCUUACAGAAUCCGGUAAAUGUUUCUACCUGGAAUUAGACCAGUGCUUCUGCACUAUCAGGAAGUCAUUGUUUUGUAUAAUUGUUAAAAAGGUGUCCGAAAUCACUGCUUUCUUUGCAGAUCUUGAAAAUGAAUUUCAUAUAAUUAUGUUUUUUAUGAUUAUUGUGGUUUGUUUGCAGUUCCAAUAGCAAUAUGAUCUGUGAUAUAGUUGACAUACUUUUGUUUGAGCAAAAAUGAGCAGGCAGGGGUUGUACAGUUAUGAAUCUUCCUUAGAUUGUGGUUAACUCACAUUCACUUGAUCUCUUUAAUCAGAGGUAAUUGGGGAUCCUCUUAGACAUGUCAGUACUAAAUAUUCAUUGUUCUUAAAGUCGUAUACAUACACUCUACAUGUAUUUACACAGUUUUUUUUCAUGAAUUGUUUAAAGUGAGGUAAUUAAACUUACACCGAAAUUAUUGUUAAUGGAGAUAAUAAUAUGUUUUUGAUGAUAUGAAAGUAUUUGAUUUAAUCAAUUAUGUUAACAAAUUGAGUUACAAUGGUUAUGAUGCAGUUUUCAAAAAAGUAUUUAUUUGAUUAUAAGUUGUUCUUUAUGUAACAUAUUUUAAAAGAAAAAUAAUGAUGCAGCAUCUUAUUUUUCUUGUUGGAAUGUAUGAAAUUUCUGAUGGGCAUGUAGAUAUCAAGAUAUACAGGUUGUAAGAUCAUGGAAUGGCCUGCCACUAUAAUUUUAUGUUUAACUUUUAUAAUGGCGAUAUGCAUGAUUAGGCAAUUAUCACUUUUUGUAGUCAUAUUAACUUUUUUGCAUAUGCUUUAGUGUAAUUCUUCUUUAAAUUUUUCAUUUUUUUCUAUAUUAUUUUAGAUAUAUGUACAGACGAUGGUCUCAGUCUCAAAUCAAUUCAAAUUUUGUAAAAUUGUAUGUGUUCUUGCCAAGCCUUUUUUCACUUUUCAUUUGUGAUUUUCAGAUUUAAAAACAUUCAAGAUUGGUAACUCCAAGCACAUUUUUUGUAAUACAUUUUAUCAUAAAAGAACCGUAUUCUGUUGAUUUUAAAUAACAACAAGAAUAUUCAUAUUUAACGAUCUCAAAAGAAUAUCAAUUACUUACAAAAGAAUCUCAAAAAUAGGAACUUCUGUAAAUAUUAUAAUUUCUCAUGCACUGACUGCUAGUAAAUAUACAUGUAAUGUCUUAAAUAAAUUGGUCUUUAUGUUUUUUAAAUUUUCUCAGGUGAACAAAAUAACUCCAGUCUUGUUCCUUUUUUUCUAAAACAAAUUGCUUAAUUGCAUGCAGUUAAUUAUGCAAUUAGUAUAUACAGUUAGUACAUGAGGUGCAAGACUAUAUGACAUUCAAAUCUCACUCGAUCACUGGUUCAAAGGUAGUAGAUGUUAAUAAGUUUUUAAAGUAUUUCUUGGACCUUGAUGUGUGGAUGGGGUUUUUUUUCUGACAAUUAUUAUGGAUGAAUCGUUUUUAAUUAGUUAAAAUAUUUAAACAGAUGUUACUCUAUUGAUAAAGCGAUUCGUACUUUUGAAUUCGUUAUUUAGGAAACAAAUAGUUUUGGUCAGGUAAAUUCUUUAUAAUAUCUUUAACGGAGAAAUAUAAGAUUUCAUUCCUGAAAUAUUCUGAACUAAAUAAAUAUAUUUAUUUGCAAAACUGCAUUUCAUUAUGAAUAACGUAAGUUUUAAUGUUGUGGGGUGUUUUUUAGAUCGUAGUUACUUUUUGUUAAGUUACAAUUUUUCUUAUGUAAUUUUUAGAUUUAUACCGUACUACUUUGGUAGUUUUGAUACAAGUAUGCAAUUUCAGCGAUUUAGUCAUGUGGUUGAUAAAGUUUUAUUCUGUAAGCUUUUUCAUGAUUGGUCAUUCCAGUGAUGUCUCAUCGAAAACAAAUCAAGUCCUAAACAUACCGUCACCAAGUUAUGUCUCAAAUAUAUUUUUAUACAAGAACUUCCGUUGUAAUAUUAGUAUUUUUGUACGAAAAAUCAAUACAAUUUUAUAUAUUUAUUUUAUAUUUGAUUUAGAGAAAUA
Magallana angulata is the source of this 3278-nucleotide messenger RNA. RefSeq names its product cyclin-dependent kinase 6-like. Gene Ontology annotation, biological process: regulation of G2/M transition of mitotic cell cycle; G1/S transition of mitotic cell cycle; signal transduction. Gene Ontology annotation, molecular function: cyclin binding; cyclin-dependent protein serine/threonine kinase activity; ATP binding. The coding region runs from base 226 to 1221 and encodes 331 amino acids. The transcript has 8 exons. The record is from RefSeq and is a predicted model, not a curated record. Gene Ontology annotation, cellular component: nucleus; cyclin-dependent protein kinase holoenzyme complex; cytoplasm. Lineage: Eukaryota; Metazoa; Mollusca; Bivalvia; Ostreida; Ostreidae.